CAGGUGCGUUCCGCUGCCUCUGUGUUAUUGUUGCUCACAGACUUCAAGCUCCUCCUCCUCCUCGCAGCGCCUCCUGCUCCUCUCUUUCACAGAACAGAAACAUGACUGGCGAUUCAGUGUCCGCGCAACCCACGGGGUCUGCCAAAACGCCAGCGGAUUUUCUCAAGUCUAUCCGGGGUCGUCCUGUAGUUGUCAAGCUCAAUUCUGGUGUUGACUAUCGAGGUGUUUUGGCUUGUUUGGAUGGUUACAUGAACAUCGCCAUGGAGCAGACAGAGGAGUAUGUAAAUGGACAGUUGAAGAACAAGUAUGGUGAUGCCUUCAUCCGGGGCAACAACGUUCUAUAUAUAAGUACAACGAAGAGGACGCUGGGAGACUAGUUCUGAGGAGUUCACGGUGUACAAGGCUGGGACAUCGGAGGGGCCGUUCCCUGUGCUAGGUUGGAAGGUUUGAAGACACGACAGGGGGAGAUUACAUCUUCAAAAUACCACGUUAACUAGCGCUUUGUGUGCACUCGCGAAGAGAAUACAUAAAGGCAUGACAUGCCUAAGACAGUGGAUGUGAUAUUAUGCUGAUUGCUAGCUAGUGAAUUGUUAGAGUUAACCACAGCUUGAUCUUUUUUAUGAAGCCCGUCUUACAAGAACCUUGAAUUGUCGGAUGAGCCCUGCAAUGUUUUCUUUGUAUUUUUGAAUAGGCUUGUGCUUCGAUUCAACUUGGUGAUUUGGCAGAAACGUUGGAUGGA
This is a messenger RNA of Physcomitrium patens, 739 nucleotides long. RefSeq lists its product as uncharacterized. Gene Ontology annotation, molecular function: RNA binding. Gene Ontology annotation, cellular component: U4/U6 x U5 tri-snRNP complex; U6 snRNP; nucleolus. Lineage: Eukaryota; Viridiplantae; Streptophyta; Bryopsida; Funariales; Funariaceae. The record is from RefSeq and is a predicted model, not a curated record. Gene Ontology annotation, biological process: mRNA splicing, via spliceosome; maturation of SSU-rRNA.